Molecule: messenger RNA, 228 nt
Organism: Laccaria bicolor S238N-H82
Lineage: Eukaryota; Fungi; Basidiomycota; Agaricomycetes; Agaricales; Hydnangiaceae
Exons: 1
Coding region: 1-228 (75 amino acids)
Source: RefSeq, a predicted model, not a curated record
AUGACGGAAGCAACUCGCAUGCUGGACUUGUUCGAAGCUGGGACGCGGAAGCAGAUGAAUGCACCGAAGAAAAAGUACAACACGCGGUUCCUUCAGGGCUUGGAGUGGAAGAUUCUUGAUGCGGAUGCGGUUGCCUGGGGAUGCUUUGAGGUGCGUGAAGGGAACUGUUCAGAAAUCUGUAACCCGCCCGAACGAAUCGCAAGUGAAUCGUACAUGGGCUACCUCUAA